This is a messenger RNA of Racocetra persica, 927 nucleotides long. NCBI's taxonomy places the organism in Eukaryota, Fungi, Glomeromycota, Glomeromycetes, Diversisporales, Gigasporaceae. The record is from the annotation of a GenBank genome assembly.
AUGGCCACCGCUUUUGGCUAUUCCAAGUUUAAAGAUGAAUUUGCUAAUACGGGCAAGGCUAAUCAGAUAAUUACUUCUUAUAAAAACCUUUCCCAACAAGAAAAAGAAGCCAAAGAAAAAGAGUUGGGUCUGGUAAAAGGGGAAAAAGGAAACAAGCAAGUAGGGCAAGAAGUGACUCAAAUGGGCUUAAUAUUUGAUAUUUUUAAAGAUGUGGCUCAGAGUGCUCGUAAUAUUAAAGAUUUGAUGGUGGAAACUCAGAGUUUUGGCACACAGAUUCAGAAUUUACAGAGGCAAUUAGAUGAGGAUGUUAAUAAGUUGGAGAAUGGUUUGAAUAAUUUGAGAAAUAAUUUGGAGGCGGAUGUAAGGGCUUUGGAACAGAAGAUUGGGUUGUUGCAGAAUUCGAGUCAGUAUCAGAAUUUAUCUUCUAGGUUAAGUACUUUGGAGGGGAGAUUGAGUAGUUAUGGGGGUUCUAGUUCUGGUAGUAGUGGAGGGGUUUCAGCUACUAAUAAUAAUGAUAGUAGUCAGCAGUCUUAUACUUUUAAUAAAGUGCAAACGGCUUUGAGUAAUUUGGUUAGUCAUUUUAAUGGGGUGCCUUUACAAAAUUUGCUAAAAUUAGAAGAGUUAGACAUUAGUAAUACUGACAUUAGUAGUGGUUUAAAGUAUUUGCCUGAUAGCAUUAGAGACUUUCGUUGCUCUGUUGACAAAAGACCUAAAAGUAAGGCUAAUUCUAAGGAAGUUAAUAAAAUUAGAAUUGUUCGCCAAGCUUGGCAAAUCGGACAAUUAGAAAAGCAAUUUCAAAAAAAAAACAACGAUUACCAAUUAAUAGUGGUUGAAAAUCAAAACCAGCAAGCGAGAAUAAUUGAAUUAGAAGCAGAGAAUAAUGAGUUAAGAGAAAAAUUAGAAAACCUACAAGUGGAGGACAAAAAA